This is a messenger RNA of Scomber scombrus (Atlantic mackerel), 3206 nucleotides long. RefSeq names its product nuclear prelamin A recognition factor (gene narf). Gene Ontology annotation, molecular function: lamin binding. The coding region runs from base 626 to 2122 and encodes 498 amino acids. The transcript has 10 exons. Gene Ontology annotation, cellular component: lamin filament. Lineage: Eukaryota; Metazoa; Chordata; Actinopteri; Scombriformes; Scombridae. The record is from RefSeq and is a predicted model, not a curated record.
UUAACCGCAGGGACUGUCAGUUAAACAUUUAAAGCGAACAGAGUGAUUAAAUUCACUGCUAACUAAAGAGAAAAGGCCUGUAACGCACUAGCCUAGUUUUAAAUCACGUAGUUAUAGCUCAUAUAAAAUCCUACGUAACAGUUAGCUCAUUAAGGUCACACAUACGGGACUGUAAUUAUAGACAGCUGUGAUCAAAUAUUCACCACAGGAGGCUUUUACACCAUGGGAGACUAAUAUAUGCUGUUUAAACUAUUGGUGUGUUUUUUACAGUAUUAUAACCUCUAGCCACACUUAUCUCCCCCUCCCCUUAUACAAACAUGCUGUGAUGUAAUGGGCUUUGUGACUGUUUAAUGUUUCAAUACAGUUCCUAUUGUCAUUAUUGUGUCUAUAAUUAACGUGAGCCAUUGGAUUUUUAAUGACAGCCUCCCACCUUCCUAGUAUGAGGCUGUUGUGUUUAUGAUAAGCGGGCUGCUUGUGAUAGGACGGUGGAGGACAGUCAGAGGAGGGUGGAGUUGGCAAAGCAGUGACACAGCUGCGGGCUGCAGGCGUAGUCAUCAUGCCGGUGCUGCAGAGGGAACAAGCGAUGUGAGGAGGUACUGAUGCUGUCUUGUGUUUGUCAUCAACUAUGUACAGACUACCACCGAGGAAAAUGUCAGAGGUCAACAUAGGGAAGCGCAAGGAGAAGUGUGAGAACUGCACCAAACAGUGCAACAAGAAACAGACUGAUGAUGGUGCCGGCUCACAACAGGAAGGGGAUGAAGUCAAUGGACAGGUAAUGGCUGUUUACUCCAUUGAUCUUCAAAAUCAAUCUUCAUUAGGAUUCUUCAAUCACCUAACACUCACGUCUCCAUUCCCUCAGGUGAAUGAAGGGCCGCAGCUGCUGCUGAGCGCCUGCCUGUCCUGUGAUGGCUGUCUGUCAGAGGAGGAGAGCUUGAAGAUCUCUCAGCAGAGCCUGGAGGAAGUGGAGCGAGUUCUAGCCCUCAACAAGAAAUGUGACGUAACGAAGCACAAGGUGCUGGUGGCGUCGGUGUGUCCACAGUCUCUUCCCUACUUUGCUGUGAAGUUGGGUCUGGACAUCAAUGAGGCCGCCCACAAACUCUGCAGCUUCCUCAAGAGCCUGGGAGUGCAGUAUGUGUUCGACACCACUCUGGCGGCAGGUUUCAGCAUCUUGGAGUCUCAAAAGGAGUUCAUCCAGAGGUAUCGCAGAAGACACCACGACUCCCACGCCAUGCCCAUGUUCACCUCCUCCUGCCCGGGGUGGAUCCGCUAUGCAGAGCGUGUACUGGGCAGUUUGGUCACCCCUCAUAUCUGCUCAGCCAGAUCUUCCCAGCAGAUCAUGGGCUGCCUGGUCAAAGACUUCUUCUCUAAACAGCAGAAGCUGAGUCCAGAGAAGGUCUAUCAUGUGGUGGUGGCACCUUGCUUUGAUAAGAAGCUGGAGGCGGUCAGAGAGGAGUUUUACAACAGUCUGCUGGAGAGCAGGGAUGUGGACUGUGUCCUCACCUCAGGGGAGAUCUACUACCUGAUGGAGCAGAGGAAGGUUUCAGUGGAGAAUCUGGACUCAGUUCCGUUGGACCACGUGCUGGGAGAGGCCGGGGACGCAGCUCUGGUGAGAUACGAGGGCCGCAGUUCAGAAGGCUUCCUGGAACACGUGUUCAAACACGCUGCCAAAGAGCUCUUUGGUCUGGACGUCCAAGAGAUCACAUACAAAACCCUCAAGAACCGCGACUUCCAGGAAGUGACCCUGGAGCGGGAUGGGGAAACGCUGCUGCAGUUUGCCGCCGUCUACGGUUUCCGAAACAUCCAGACCCUCGUUCACCGCAUGAGGAAAGGACGAGUGCCUUACCAGCUGGUGGAGGUGCUGUCCUGCCCAGGAGGGUGCUUGAGCGGUCGCGGACAGGCAGAGAGCGAUGCUGGAGGACGGACAGAUAAAACCCUGGUUCAGCAGAUGGAGGAGGCCUACACCAGCAUGCCGGUCUGUCUCCCGGAGGUCAACCCCACCCUGCACACCCUUUAUCAAGACUGGCUGCAGGGCCAGGACUCCCCACAGGCCGGCACACUGCUGCACACCCAGUACAAGAGUCAGACUCAGACCCAUACACAGCCCCCACACAUGCAGUGGUGAGAGAGAGGAGAACACAUUUUAGUUUUAAGACAUGAUGGAGGCAGGAAUAAAAGCCGCCUCCGGUUGGCUCCUGAUUCUGCUCGGACCACAUUUCAUCAUUCAUGCUGGCACCAUGAAGGACAAGUAGAGGACCGCGAUGCUCUACAGACCACUGAGUGAGAACUGAAGUGUCAGUGGGUGCAAUUCUUCCAUUUGUCCACAAGGGGGUGACAUGUAGAGUAAAAAGUGGUGGAGACCAUAUUCCAAAUAUGGGCCUUAGGAAGGAGCCUAGAAGUACAAACUUUUUAUGAUGCUAAUGAUGACAGACACAAAUAAGGUACCAGGAUCAACAGGAUCUAGAUCAUCCUGAUUUGAGGAAGUCUGUAGCAAGCAUAAACUAUUUAUUGUGGCCAGUUUAAAGAGCAAUAAACCACUAAACCGUUUUAGGUGAUCUGAACUUGUGGAUACUUAAUGCACACUGGAGGAAUCUAAUGUAUUCCAAAUCCAAAUUGUUUUUGUUUUGUGUCAAAGUUGUGUCCACUGUUCCUUUAUUUAAAGACAAACCAAUGUGGUAUCAAACAGGGGCGGUCUUGCUUGAAUGACUAUGCAACAGUGUGAUUGUGUAAUCCUACAGUCAAAAACGAAACUGAGUCUCCUGCGUGAAAAGUUAAAAGUUUCUUAUAUAGACUUAUCAAAUGAUGUUAGCUUAUUACCAGCUGAGUGUUUGGUUUAUCCGUCCCAGUGAAGAAUCAGAGUGAGUAUUUUAUUAUUGGUACAUAUUUUCAUUUGUAUUAUUGCUCUAAGUCUUUUGUUUCCAUUCCACAAAGACAACCAGGACAAGUAUUUUUAAGUUAUAUGUCGUUUGCAUUCUUUAUUUUACAAGAUCAAAACAUACAUGUCAUACAUGUUGAGCACUAAACUAUUGUGACAAAGCAGUGCGCGCUGUCGUAUCAUUGACCUUCAUUGACCUCCUGAAAAAUUGAAUGACUUUGUUAAUAUGUGAACAUUUAAUGUCUAAAACUUUCCAGUUAAAGGAUGACGUGCAAGUUAAAAAACAGCAGCCUGAAUUUCAGAAGAAACUCAUUAAAAUCAACAUUCAAAACAG